CUCAGCUGUCGCCCAGUACCCCUACAACGGCAGCAACGCAGGCGCGACCGCGAGGCGAGCUGGGCACCCCGCGCCGCACCCCGCCCGCCGGCGCGGCUCGCUCUCGCACACUCCGCGCCGCUGCCCGCCCCCUGCUCACGCCUGGGACGCGCCUCCCUCCCGCAGCCCAGCCCGCUAGCUUGCGUCCCGGCUGCCGCCUGCUCUGGCCGGGCCGGGGCAGAGCCCGAGCAUGGAUCCCGGGGAGCCGCGGGAGCCCCCCGAGGCCUGCGAGCGGGGGCCGGCGGCAGAGACCGCCGUGGCCCCACGCUGGAAGGAAGCCAAGACUUUCUACGACAACCUCGCUCCCAAGAAGAAACCCAAAUCGCCCAAGCCUCAGAAUGCAGUCACCAUUGCUGUGUCUUCUCGAGCCUUGUUCCGCAUGGAUGAGGAACAGCGAAUCUACACGGAUCAGGGUGUGGAGGAGUAUGUGCGCUACCAGCUGGAACACGAGAACGAGCCCUUCAGCCCUGGGCCAGCCUUCCCCUUUGUGAAGGCCCUGGAGGCUGUGAACAAGCGGCUGCGGGAGCUGUACCCCGAUAGUGAGGAUGUCUUCGACAUCGUGCUUGUGACCAACAACCAUGCUCAAGUGGGUGUUCGCCUCAUCAAUAGUAUCAACCACUAUGACCUGUUCAUUGAGAGGUUCUGCAUGACAGGUGGGAACAGCCCCAUCUGCUACCUCAAGGCCUAUCACACCAACCUCUACUUGUCGGCUGAUGCAGAAAAAGUGCGGGAAGCCAUUGAUGAAGGGAUCGCAGCUGCCACCAUCUUCAGCCCGAGCAGGGACGUGGUUGUAUCGCAGAGUCAGCUGCGCGUGGCCUUCGAUGGGGACGCUGUGCUCUUCUCAGAUGAGUCGGAGCGCAUCGUCAAGGCCCAUGGGCUGGACAGGUUCUUCGAGCAUGAGAAGGCUCAUGAGAACAAACCUUUGGCUCAGGGUCCCUUAAAGGGCUUUCUGGAGGCUCUGGGUAGGCUGCAGAAGAAGUUCUACUCCAAGGGCCUGCGGCUGGAGUGCCCAAUCCGCACCUACUUGGUGACAGCCCGCAGUGCAGCCAGCUCUGGGGCUCGGGCUCUCAAGACCCUGCGCAGCUGGGGCCUGGAGACAGAUGAGGCCCUGUUUCUUGCAGGAGCGCCCAAGGGUCCCCUCUUGGAGAAGAUCCGCCCACACAUCUUCUUUGAUGACCAGAUGUUCCAUGUGGCUGGGGCUCAGGAGAUGGGCACAGUGGCCGCCCAUGUGCCUUACGGUGUGGCUCAGACACCUCGGCAGACUGCACCUGUGAAGCAGGCCCCACCUGCACAGUAGCUGAGCCACCAGCCCACUGGCCUGCAUUGCUCCAGGCACAGCUCCCUGUCCUUACUCCAGUGGGCCCUUCCAACUCCUCACUGCUCUGCCCCUGUGUAUAUCUGCCCUCUUCCCUGUGUGUGAGGUGCCUGUCAGAAAUUAUGCAGAUGGGCCAGCAUUCUCAGCAGCCCUCCUUUUGGGCAAAUACUGUGCCAUCAACUGGCCAGGGAGUAAGAUGAUGCAGAGUGGCUGGAUUUCAGGGGAAGGUGAUGGGACAGAGGGUGGGAGGGUCAGAGGAGCCAGGAGCUUGGGUUAGGAACUAGCUCAGUAUAAUCCAGAGAACCCUGCUUAGAGAGAGAAGGGACUGGCUUCUGAGCACUGUCCUGGCAUGAACUGCUUGUCUUUGAGUAAGCCCCUCCCAUUCCUGGGCCUCAGUUUCCCCAUCCUUUAGGUGGUUUUCAAACUCUCCUUUAGCUAAAGAAGCUUGGUUUGAUAAGAUUGCCCUCUCUGAAAGAAGCAUCCUUUGCCCGGCUGCUGCUGGUAUAUAUGGCACCCUUGUGAUAACUAUAGGAGGACGCUGACUCUACAGUGAAUCACGUAAAGAUGGUCCUUCCUGUGGGCUGACCCAGACCCACACUGGAGUACACAGCUUGGUUAGGAUAUAGGCUGCAUUUCAGCCCCCACAGGCUCCUCAGCCCAGAGGCGUUUGUCAAAUGGGCAAACUUACAACCACCUGCAGCAGCCCUACCUAUAAUUUUACACGUUUGGAAACCACUGGACAAGAUGACCUCUCUGCUUGCUGUGAUCCUCUAAUCUGAGUCAUCAGAGGUCAGCAGCCAGGCGCAGGCUGAGUUUAACCUGCCCACAAAGCCUCCUUCAGCCAGCAGGGGGCGCUGUAGACUCUUGUGAGAACGCUCUUCAGCGGCUGUGGGCCAGGGGCUCCCUUUGCUUUUGCUUUUAGCCCAAAUUUCUGCCCGCCAACCCCCUCACUCCCUCGAUGACUGCAUCCCCAGAGCUGCCAACCUGCUCUGCCCGUGGGGAAAGAGGCGAGUAUGGAGGUUUACAGAUUGAGGCCCAAAUACAUACAGGAGAAGAAAUCUUAAUGCUGCAGUGGGAGACCACCCAGGCUUGGCUGAGGGAAGGCUUGCCUGGGUGAGGGUGAGGCAGGGAGGUCUGGUCUGAGGCUGUGACCAUUUCCAAAGGAAGAUGUUGAAAUGGGCACUAGCAAGAUUCUCCAGCUAUGGGAUUGUGAGUGGAGGUAGCAGGCUCUCCGUCACUGGGAUGCUGUGCAAGGGGCUCCAGCAUGAGCGGAUCUCCCCCUGCAGUGCACUGGUGAAUCCUCCUCCCUUGCAGGAGCUCCUGCAGCCCCUCUGUCACCACUUUCAGGGGAGAACUCUCACUAUUGGUGAGUCAGCCUCCUCCUUUGCUGACCAGCCUGGCUCUCAGGUAGGAGGGUGGGAGCACCGACGGCUGGUCCCUUAGGAAGACCCAGAGGGGUGAGCAAGCAUCUGUGUUGGGCACCGAUUGCCUGGCUCCUCGGGGGGAAUUCUAGCUGUGAACAAGCACUUUGAAGAAAGCCAAAGAUAUCAUCGGAGGGGCAGGAGCCUGUAGGUGUGUGCAGGAGAGCUGGACUGUUUGUGAGGGCAGGGAAAGGAGGUGAAGGGCCACCUGGCGGUGACCUUUGUCCUUCUGAGGACUCAGUCCAGGGUCUGAAUGGGCACAGGCUCUGGGCAGUGUGGGGCAGGAUAGUAGUUGCAGAAAGAUAAUCCAGGAAGAAGAAAAAAGUGAGGAGACUGAGGCGGUUCUCAAAAUGAGCAACAGUUAGGGCUGGAAGAAAAGUGCUGGGCUGGGCUUUCCCUGUCGGUGUGGGAGGCUGGCCAGUGGGCUGGUCCUGGGCUGGAAGGACAAGGCUGUACUGACUGCCUGGGACAGAUGCCCACCGCUGCCUGCCUUAUCGGGGGGAGGGCAGGCGAUGAAGGUGUCUGCACAAGGUCAUUUCCAUCCACAGCCAGGAUCCUGGCCAACAGAGGCCUCAGAGCAUAGGGACUGGUUUGGCUCCUUCCUCCACCCCAAGCCCAGCCAGAAGAAAACUGAGACCUAAGAACAGCCUUAAGAAACAGAAAGGAAGUGAGAGAGGGAGUACCUUUGAUCUUGGCUGAACCUCAGAAAGGCCCUCUGCCCUCCCCCAAACCCAGUCCAAAUCACCCCCGUGAAGGACCAUGUAGAGCUCACGGAGCCAGCCAGUGCCCAUAAAAAGCCUACAAAGCUGGGCACAGCCGAGAUUCAUAGAAUGGCAUUAGGGUGCCAACCAGGAUGGAUACCAGAUGUUGCCUCAUUAAGAUAAACCCCAGGGAUUCUGGGAACCAAGACGUCCUGCCCCAGGGCCUAGUGAUAAACAGCUGCUGAUUCUUUCAGGUCUCUUAGGAAGCAGGAAAAGAUGAUGCUGGAAGCAGAAAGAUAAGAUGCAGUAAAAGCUGUGGAUUUCACUGGAACCACCAUUAAUAGACCUAGUUAGCCCUGGGCAGUGAGAUACAGAUAAGGUCCAAAUUUUAUUACUGAAACCUGAAAUGAGCAUCUCAGUCCUGGAAAAAGGCCUUCAGGGGAAUAAAAGGCCAGAAGUCCUGGGGGCAAGCUUAGGCAGCAGCCAGAUGUACCUUCUGAUUGUUUCAAGUGGGGAGGAGGAGGCCUGGGGGAGGAGUGUUUAUUUUGUCACAGGCAAAUUAAAAAGCCAGAUGAGCACCAAGCUCCAGGCCCAACUGGACAGCAGGAUGGGGCAGAGCAGCCACAGCUCCUGCAAUGCUGGGCACCUGUAGCCAAGAGCAGCGCUCCCCAGCAAGUUCUGCAGAACACCUCCCGGGAAAUGCUUGCCAGCAGAGACCCAGACCAGUGGAAACUGCCACGUACCAGAAAAACAAGCCUGCUUACUAGGCACUGAGACUGCUAAGAGCGUUGCAAGUCAGCCCCCUCCCCUUCCUGAAAGGCCAAUCCAAACAGUGGGGGUGCAGCAGAAAACACCCAAAGAAAUAAAAACCAGCAAGAAGUUCAAAUCCAAGAUGCACUGGGCUUUAUAAUGAUAUUCACCUGGUGUGCCUCACUACAGCAACUGGUGAGUAAAAUGUCGAAGUAUUUCCACCAACAAUUGGUGAAUAGUGCUGGCCUGAGCCCCUGGGUGCCCCUCCACGGCCUCAGCUGCCCUAGUCCCUCUGCUGUGGCUGCUCCGUCUUCCCAUGACCCCGCAGGAAGGGCAUCCAGGAGACUCACCGGCAUGAAGGUCAGUGUCCCCUCUCUUUGGUUGCCCAACCAUGCUGGUUUAGAGGGUGACUUGCCCAAAGUCACACAGUUUGCAAGAGGCAGCCCUGGGACAAGCUCAUGCCUGCCUGAUGCUGGGACCCAGGCUCAUUUUGCCAUACAGCCCAUACAUGUGCACAGAGGUGGCAAGAGAAGGUUCGUGGCAUGGGAGUGUGCCCAACAGUGAACGUGUUGUUACCGCCUGCUUGCCAAAAGGUGAUAGAACACUUGAGUGAGUAUAUUUUUCUUACAUCUUCCUAAAUAGCUAAGAAUUUAAAUUAGAGGCGAACAUUUGUAGAGCUCCUGAAGCACCCCAAGUUCUCUGGAACCCAAUUUGAAGACCCCUGUAUUGGGCUAACACAGGAUUUGGCAAAUUAUGACUCCUGUGGUCAAAUCUCGCUCACCACCUGCUGUUAUGAAGAAACUUCUAUUGGAACACAGCCAUGCCCACUUGUUUACAUACGUCUACGGCUGCUUUUGCACUACAACAGCAGAGUUGAAUUGUUUCAACAGAGACUGUGGAGUUGGAAAUAUUUAUCUGGCCCUGUACAAAAAGAGUUAGGUGACCCCUGGGCUAAGGCAAACAUCCCCGGGCUGCGCCUCAGUGGGAGAGGGCUGCUCACAUCCAUCUAAGCAUUCGAAGGCAGAGGCUGGUUCCACUGCAGAGGAGACACCACGUGGGGGCUUGGGGCCCAUCUGCAGGACUCAUUAGGGCUGCAGUGAAUUGCAGGCGCUAAGUUUCUUGACAUCAAACACAACAGACUCUUGGCAUCUGAGAAUUUAAGAUCUCAAGGUUUGACUAUUUUCAAGUGACCCAUGGCCUGUUGUAAUUUGAAGUGCUGUUGAUGCACAAGUAUGACUUAGGUGUGCCCUGAUAAGCUGAUGGAUGAGGGCAGGGAGCAGGACCCCCAGCUCGGGCUGAGCCCAGCUGACUGUCCAGCACCUGCUCAGAGUGGGGCUCUGUUGUUCUUGACUUCUGAUUGCCCUCAUGGAGCCUCUAGGGAAGUGGCAAGUGCCUGUAGAUGGAUGGGCCUUAGCUAAAUAUUAGUUUUGGAUAAGCUGACUUUAGCACUCAGAUCUAACAAGUCAUCCAUAAGCUCUCCAUGGAAGCAAGAGCAAGCUCUUCAUGAGGAUGGUCCCAGCGAGGGCUUUAACUGGCUCAGAAGUUACUGAUCAAGUGAAGAGAAAACUUCAGUGAAAGUUGGAAUGGCCGUUUUCUCGUGCUGUGAGGGUGUGAGCAAUAAAGGCACAUAUCCUCAUGAUGGAAUUGUGGAUCAGGAGAAAUCCAGGACCUGCUUCUGUAGGGAUCUACCAAGGACCCAGGAUCCUCUGCAGGAAUGGCCCGUGUGGAAGCGGUCUCACGUACAGCCAUCGCUGUUCCAUCAUCAUACUCUUUUCUGACAAGCCCAGCCUUGGCUUCAGAAUCCUGCUCCAGGUGGCCACUGCCAGAGGGCUGGAGCUGUCCUGGAAGAUGGAAUCUAUUUUGCCAGCCUGCUGGUGUUGGGUGUUGCUUUGCAGAGGGCAUGCAAGGCCCUGAUCUUCAUUCUCUGGUGCUGGGCACAACCCUGAGGAUUCUGGGAUCUCAUGCCAGCAGAACAAAUGAGGAGGGAGAAUGGCAUCCUGUGGUUGGCAGCUUCGCUGGACCGGGUGCCGGAGAAGCGACAACCCGAGUUUCACCCAGUCUUGAGGCCAAGUACAAAAACCCCUUCUGCCAGUAGGUGGCACUGCCGGCCAGCAGUCAGCUGCAGGUAGUCGUCAGUGGGUUUAAUCCCUGGUUACUUUCCUCUCCUUCCCUGUCCCUUGGGGCUGUGCAGGAUUCCUGCAGCAGCUUAGACAGAAAGGACUUUAGGUGAUCUGAAAAUGCUUGCUAAUCGUGCCUGUGUGACGAGCUGAUUGCUCUUACCAACAACCACUGUGAUUGUGUGCAUGGACGCACUCAUGAGUGUGCAACAGGAUAAAGACUAUGUAUGCAUGUUUACGUGGGUGUGUAUAAUGGGUCAGAUAGCUGUGCUGACAACUGUGUGUGUGUGUGUGUGUGUGUGUGUGUGUGUGUGUGUGUGUGUGUGUGCGUGUGUGUGUGUGUGUGUGUACAUGGCUAUCUCUGUUAACUAAGCGUCCUGGGCCCUCAUACUAACGGCCAGCCCUGUUUCCUGGGACUAGUUCUGAUUGUUCCUAUUAUCUCAUGGGCAUUUGCACAUGUGCAGUGUGGGAGCCACUGAAGCCAGGCUUUCUAUCUUUCCCUCCGGCUUCCUCUGCCUCCCACCCCUACACAGCAUCUUGGGAAAGAAGUGGAAUCUGUGCUAGGACACUUCUUUUGACUGUACCUGCCUCACCAUCUCUCCUUGUUUCUUCCCUCCCCCCAAAAGUCCCAGGGCCACUGUGUACAGCUGGGCAGAUAGUACACUGCAUGGAUCCAGACGGAGUCAUUCACACUGACUGUGACAUGAGUGGUGCCUCCUAGGCACCUGUAAAACAUGCCAGCUGUCCAGAGCUGCCCUGGUCAUCUCAUGGCCAUGGCUAGGAAAGCUGCCUUCUUCCCUACUCCCUAGCCCAGCCCAGCCCAGCCGGGAUUCCUUCCUCUGCUUGGGUGUUCUAGUCUGGCCCAGAAGUGACUUACCCUUGGCUUGAUCAGAAUGUAUCUCCCUGCUGGGCCAUCCCCCAGAGGCCUUUGGAUUCCAUUAAUGAAAGUGAAAUAUGGCUAGCAACUUUUCAUUCACUCGUCUUUGCAAAGUGAGAGGCCCCUGUGAGACAAACCUCAGGUCUGCAGAAGGGGUCACUGACUCCCACACUCCCGGCCUGCGGAGGAGUAUGCUUCACGGGCAGAUUGUUGUAUAAGAUGGGUAUGCCGCAGAAUUAGGGUUAAGACCUCAAGCCUGGGUUUGAGGCUGCCACCAAGCAGAAAAUCAUGAGGCUAUGGCAGACUGGAGGCCUGGGCCAGGUCACAAACCCUCAAGUCUCCAGGGGCCUGGCAGGAAGCAUAAGUGAGGGAAGAGGAUUAGGCAGGGUCUGUAGUGAAAUGGAGGACAUAUACUCUGCUGUCUGACAUGGUUGCUGCCAUGCGGGAAUGUGUGCUGGCGUUGCCAGAUAUUCCACCCCAUUUUUCAAGAGAAGCUAGAAAUCUGGACUUUUGGCAACUAUUUUGAGUUCGGAAAACACUGUGCAGGCCAAAUGAAACACAUCUUGCAGGCUAAUUCUGGCCCUCAAGUUUCCAAUUUGCAUCCUCUGGCCCAGACCCAUGAACUGGGUUUUCCAGAAAGGACUGAGUAACCGAGAGUGUAAGGAUAUUACACUCCGAUUCACAGACUCCGGGAUUUUUAAGAAACCUUAGAGAUAACCCAGUUCAUCCCUUGUGUGUUUUAAACUGUGUACAUCUAAACAUUAGCUUAAUAGCACACAUAUCCUUAACUUAACGGUUUCUACUUAAGAGCAUCUCAGUACUCCCAAUUUAGAACAAGUUUUUAAAUGAAGCCUUACAAGUAGCAUGUUUCUACCUACCUGUCAGAAGUCCUAUUUUUUACCAUUUGCUUUAUGAUAGCUUUACUUCUAUUUUCUGCAAACACGGGCUGCCCUGAUCUCCCUUGUAACUUAACCUCCUUGGAUUGUUUUUUAUGACAAACUUCCUAAGUGCCUCCUUAAACAGUUGGAGCAUAUAAACAGUUGCUUCAUCUAUGUGAAUUCCCUUGCCUGGGGAAGGGAUAAGACCGCAUCCUUUCCUUGGUCUGCUGUCAGUCCUGCCCAGGCCCCUGUUCUGUCUGGCUCUGCAGCAUUUACCUAGUCAUGUAAUAAAGGGUGCUAUGUGCAUCUCAGUGUAGAUCCCUCUCAUUCCCCAUGCUUAUCCCAAACCUGCAUUUUACAGCAUGGGCUCCUGCCUCUUAAAAGCCAUUCAAAUAAAUACAAGACUUUUAAAAUUAACUUAUAUUGUCUUCAUUUCCUCC
Molecule: messenger RNA, 8538 nt
Organism: Manis pentadactyla (Chinese pangolin)
Lineage: Eukaryota; Metazoa; Chordata; Mammalia; Pholidota; Manidae
Gene: NT5C1A
Product: 5'-nucleotidase, cytosolic IA
Exons: 6
Coding region: 230-1336 (368 amino acids)
Biological process (GO): adenosine metabolic process; nucleotide metabolic process
Cellular component (GO): cytosol; cytoplasm
Molecular function (GO): nucleotide binding; magnesium ion binding; 5'-nucleotidase activity
Source: RefSeq, a predicted model, not a curated record